AUGACUGAAGGAGAACCCCUGAUGAAUCCUCCACACAGAUGCAACGUCGUGGAUGAGAACAGUUCUGUUUCUGCCUGUCCGAAGGCCUGGGCCGAACCGACGUUCACACUCGCCGCCAAGGUCCGGGUGGUGGUCACCAGCUGCUUCUUCGUGUUCGCGACAUGCAGCAACGCCAUCGUCUUCGCCAGUGUCGUGCGGAAGCGGCGCAAAUCCCACGUCCAGGUGCUCAUACUGAGCUUGACCGUGGCAGACUUGCUGGUCACCGUGGCCGUCAUGCCCUUGGACGCCGUGUGGAACGUUACCGUUCAGUGGUACGCGGGGGACGGCCUGUGCAAAAUCUUGAAUUUCCUCAAGCUCUUUGCCAUGUAUGCGGCCGCCCUGGUGUUGGUGGUGAUCAGCUUAGACCGCCAUGCCGCCAUCCUGCACCCCUUCUCGUUCGCUAAUUCCAGCCACCGGAACCGCAUCAUGCUCAGUGUCGCGUGGACACUAAGCGUCCUGCUGGCCUCUCCCCAGCUCUUCAUCUUCCACCUUCACACCAUCCCAGGAGUCAACUUCACCCAAUGCGUGACCCACGGAAGCUUCCGGGAACACUGGCAGGAGACCACCUACAACAUGUUCACCUUCACGACCCUCUACGUCACCCCGCUGAGCGUGAUGAUCAUUUGCUACGUCCGCAUCUUGUUUGAGAUCAGCAAGCAGCUGAAAAUAAACCAAGGUCUCGUGAGAGGCAAAGAUGACCACAUCUCCAAGGCCCGCAUGAAGACGCUCAAAAUGACCAUUGUGAUCGUGGCGUCUUUCAUCGUCUGCUGGACCCCUUACUACCUCCUGGGCUUGUGGUACUGGUUCCAGCCCGACAUAAUCAGCCAGAUGCCGGAAUACAUCAACCAUGUCCUGUUCCUCUUCGGCUUGCUGCACACCUGCACCGACCCCAUCAUUUACGGGCUGUACACCCCGUCCUUCCGAGAGGACAUGAAGACCUGCCUCCGGGGUCUUGAGCUGGCGGUGAGCCGCCAGGAGAGAAGCAAACUUGCGUCCAUUUCCCCGAAGAACCGAGAUUAUCACGACAGUGGGGUGCUGCCUUCGAGUGCUUCCAACGGGGUAACUCUGAACACGGUGUGUUAA
This is a messenger RNA of Gekko japonicus, 1122 nucleotides long. RefSeq names its product gonadotropin-releasing hormone II receptor-like. The transcript has 3 exons. Gene Ontology annotation, cellular component: membrane. Gene Ontology annotation, biological process: G protein-coupled receptor signaling pathway. Gene Ontology annotation, molecular function: gonadotropin-releasing hormone receptor activity; peptide binding. The record is from RefSeq and is a predicted model, not a curated record. Bases 1 to 1122 code for a protein of 373 amino acids. Lineage: Eukaryota; Metazoa; Chordata; Lepidosauria; Squamata; Gekkonidae.